Osmia lignaria (orchard mason bee) is the source of this 1032-nucleotide messenger RNA. RefSeq names its product mitochondrial ribosomal protein L28 (gene mRpL28). Lineage: Eukaryota; Metazoa; Arthropoda; Insecta; Hymenoptera; Megachilidae. Gene Ontology annotation, molecular function: structural constituent of ribosome. Gene Ontology annotation, cellular component: mitochondrial large ribosomal subunit. The record is from RefSeq and is a predicted model, not a curated record.
AUCACUUGGUAUGCAGUUGAAACCAGUGCAAAAUUGUUAUCUUUCCAUUAACAUGGUUUUGUUGUCAUUUUAAGCUUGCAUAGCUCCUAAAUUGAACAAAAAAAAAAAGAAAUAAUAUCUAUAAAUUUAUUAUUAAUUUUAGAAGUAUAUAAAUAUGUCAAUGAAACAAGCUGGUCAGCGUUUAUAUUACAUACCAAAAAUAACGCGAUGGUCAAAAGGAAUUGGUGCUGAAUUACCGGCAGAAUAUAAAAAGUUCUGGAAAGAGUGGAAAUUACAACAACCGGCUGCUGUUCAUUACAUUAAAGAAGAAGGUACUUACAUAAGAAAUGAAGAGACAGAAGAAGUACGUCCAGUUCAAAAUGUACCACUACGAUUGCAUUUUCCUAAAGAAUUUCAUGAGGGUUUAUGGGGUGGUGAAGCUGUUGUCCAAGGUUUCAAAAAAAAACAUAGAUAUGCUCGCAGAGCUCCUCACUUUUGGUUUCCUACCCUUAGAAAGUCUGUAGUUUAUAGCGAAAUUUUGGAUAAACAUAUGAAUGCAGUUGUUACCAAUAGAACUAUUAAUUUAAUUCAUGAACAUUAUGGUUUUGACCACUAUCUAUUGAAGACUCCUGCUUGUGAUUUGAAAUCUGAGCUUGCACUUAAAUUAAAACGUGAAAUACUUAUAGCAUUGGCUGAUAAAACUUUAUAUCCAAAUGAUCCUGUUAAAAAGGAAGAAAUUUAUAAUAAAUACAAGGAAUAUUUAACAGCAUACACGCGAGAGGAAAUUGAAUGGUAUGGUUUAACAUUUACAGAAGCUUGUAAAAAGUGGACGAAACUAAAUGAACAAAUGCAACAAAUACAACCUUUAAAACUCAAAUAUAGGUCUGAAUUGAUUGCAAAACUUAAAGAAGAAGAAGUUAAAAAAGCUGAAGAACAAUUAGAGAAAUCUUCGAUAAGUUGGAACGUAAAAUGGAAUCCUUUUAGCAGUAGAAAAUCUGAGUAAUACAUGUGUAAUGUGGCUGCAUAUAAUAAAUAAAUAGGAUAUAAGACAAA